CCGCCCCGGGGCCGCCCGGCCCGGCCCGGCCGAGCCACCGCCUCCCGCCCCUCGCCCCGCCCCGGCCGCGGCCCGACCCAGCGGGAGGAAGAUGGCGGCGCUCAUCCCCCUCAGCCAGCAGUUUUCUACUGGGAACCCAAUAUACGAAACUUACUACAAACAGGUAGAUCCAACAUACACGGGGAGAGUUGGGGCAAGUGAAGCUGCUCUGUUUCUUAAAAAAUCUGGUCUCUCUGAUAUCAUCCUUGGAAAAAUAUGGGAUUUGGCUGACCCAGAGGGGAAAGGAUACUUAGAUAAACAGGGUUUCUACGUCGCGUUGCGCCUUGUGGCCUGUGCACAGAACGGCCACGACGUCAACAUGAGCAGCCUCAACCUGACUGUGCCACCCCCUAAAUUUCAUGACAGUAGCAGUCCUUUGCUGAUCACACCACCUUCAACAGAGACUCACUGGGCUGUCAGGGUGGAAGAAAAAGCAAAGUUUGAUGGUAUUUUUGAAAGCCUUUUGCCAGUAAAUGGUUUACUUUCAGGAGACAAAGUAAAACCAGUACUGAUGAAUUCAAAGCUACCUCUUGAUAUCCUCGGAAGGGUCUGGGAUCUCAGUGAUAUUGAUAAAGAUGGUCACCUGGACAAGGAUGAAUUUGCUGUGGCAAUGCAUUUGGUUUAUAGAGCUCUUGAGAAAGAGUCAGUCCCUUCACAAUUGCCCCCUUCUCUCAUACCACCUUCCAAAAGAAAGAAGAUGCCGGUGUUCCCUGGAGCAGUUCCUGUUCUCCCUGCGAGCCCCCCACCCAAGGACAGCCUCCGUUCCACCCCCUCCCACGGCAGUGUCAACAGCCUGAACAGCACAGGGAGUCUGUCCCCCAAGCACAGCAUCAAACAAGCACAGCCAGCUGUGAACUGGGUGGUCCCAAUGUCUGAAAAAGUGAGAUACGAUGAGAUUUUCUUAAAAACAGACACAGACAUGGAUGGGUUUGUGAGUGGCCAAGAAGUAAAGGACAUUUUUAUGCAUUCAGGUCUGUCUCAGAAUCUCCUAGCACAUAUAUGGGCUUUGGCAGACACGAGACAGAUGGGGAAGCUCAGCAAAGACCAGUUUGCACUUGCCAUGUAUCUCAUUCAACAGAAGGUCAGCAAAGGGAUUGAUCCUCCCCAAGUGUUAUCCCCAGAUAUGAUCCCUCCCACAGAGAGGAACACUCCCAUCCAGACUCUGUCAGGUUACUUGACCCCUGUAGGAACUGAGAUCUCAGCACUCACAGAGAUGCGGCGUGACAGUGCAAGUUCUGUUGGAUCAGGAGAAUUCACAGGAGUGAAGGAACUGGAUGAUAUUAGUCAAGAAAUUGCUCAGCUGCAGAGAGAAAAAUAUUCACUAGAGCAGGACAUUAGGGAAAAGGAAGAAUCAAUCAGACAGAAAACCAAUGAAGUUCAGGAACUGCAGAAUGACUUAGACAGGGAGACAAGUACCUUGCAGGAGCUGGAGGCUCAGAAACAAGAUGCCCAGGACAGGCUGGAUGAGAUGGACCAGCAGAAAGCCAAGCUGAAGGAUAUGCUCAGUGAUGUCAGGCAGAAAUGCCAGGAAGAAACCCAGGUGAUUUCAUCACUAAAAAUGCAGAUUCAAUCUCAGGAAUCAGAUUUAAAAUUACAGGAAGAUGACCUUAACAGAGCAAAAGCAGAGCUGAAUCGCCUGCAGCAGGAAGAGACUCAGCUAGAGCAGAGUAUCCAGGCUGGAAAAGUGCAGCUUGAAACAAUAAUCAAAUCUUUAAAAUCAACACAGGAAGAAAUAAACCAGGCAAGAAGUAAACUUUCCCAACUGCAGGAGAGCCACCAGGAAGUCAACAAGAGCAUAGAGGAAUACAAUGAAGCUCUCAAUGGGAUCCAUGGGGGCAGCCUGACCAAUUUAGCAGAUAUGAGUGAAGGCCUUGGACAGACAGAAAGAAGCAAUUAUGGAACUAUGGAUGAUCCAUUUAAGAACAAAGCCUUGAUGUUUACCAAUAAUACACAGGAAUUGCAUACAGACCCAUUCCAGUCAGAAGAUCCUUUCAAAUCUGAUCCAUUUAAGGGAGCAGACCCCUUCAAAGGCAGUGACCCAUUCCAGCAUGAUCCUUUUGCAGAACAGCCACCUGCCCCAGCAGAUCCCUUUGGAGGUGAUCCCUUUAAGGAAAGUGACCCAUUUCGGAGUUCUGCCCCUGAGGAUUUCUUCAAGAAGCCAGUGAAGAGCGACCCAUUUACCUCAGAUCCAUUCACAAAACCCCCUGCUUUACCCUCAAAGCCUGACCCUUUUGAAAGCACUGAUCCUUUUACGUCUUCCAGUAUCUCUUCAAAAGGUCCAGAUCCAUUUGGAACACUGGAUCCAUUUGGAAGUGGUGCUUUCAGUAGUGGGGAGGGAUUUGCAGACUUCAGUCAGAUGUCAAAGUCAGCAGCUCCUGACCCCUUUGCCUCCUCUUUUGGAGGGGUGGGAUUUUCAGAUGACCCUUUCAAAAGCAAAUCAGACACACCAGCGUUACCACCCAAGAAAAAUGUCCCUCCACGACCCAAGCCACCCAGUGGUAAAAGCACUCCUGUCAGCCACCUUGGGCCUGCAGAUUUUCCCAAGCCCCAUGAUCCAUUCCAGCCAUUUGGGGCUGACAGCAGUGACCCGUUUCAAAGUAAAAAGGGGUUUGGGGACCCAUUUAGUGGAAAAGAUCCAUUUGCUCCCUCCUCUUCAAGUAAAACUUCUAAAGACUCUUCCUUGGGGUUUGCAGACUUCAGCUCUUUUGGAAAUGAGGAGCAGCAGCUGGCCUGGGCCAAGAGGGAGAGUGAGAAAGCAGAGCAAGAAAGACUGGCCCGGUUGCGGAGACAAGAACAAGAAGACCUCGAGUUGGCCAUUGCCCUCAGUAAGGCUGACAUGCCAAACUCCUAAAAGAGAGGGGCUUGGGCUCCACCCUGUCCAAGAGAAACCUUGGAAAAUGGCUUUUGGUAAAAAUACUAAACCCUUGGUUUCUGUUGUGAAAAUAAUUUUAGUCACCUUCAGAUUUAAACAAGACCUGGCUGGGGGCGUCCGCCCGGGCUCUGUGUGGCUUCUCUCAAGUGCAUAAUCUGCAGGAAACACUGUAAUAAGCUGUAUUAUAUGUUCUAGAUAAAAAUUUAUUGCUUGUAAGAAAUUUAACGUAUAAUCCUGAGAUACCGAAAGUUUUCUUUUAUCUGGAAGACAAAUGUUGCACGUAGGAAACUGCAACGUGUGAACCUGGCUUUUUAUAACCUGAAUUCCAUUGGGGGUUUGGAGGCUGCAGAAAAUGUCAUAAAAAAGAGAAUAUUUAUAGAAUUAGCUUUCACUUGUUACGUUUAUUUAAUAAUUCAUGGUAGCCUAAUCAGUUUGUCACCUGCAUCAUCUGUGUCAAAGCAUAAAUUCAUUAUUAGAUGGUCCCUUUUAAUCCAGAAGAUGUGACUUUUACAAAAGAAUCUAGCAGUUUAUAUAUGAUGGAUACAAACAGUGAACUGUGUAAAAGAGUACAGACUUGAAGACUUUAUGAAUGAAUAGUUCUAAUUUAAACAUUUGUUUGCAUUGGGUUUUAAUAAUUGUAUGUGACGUGGUGAAAGAGGGAGCUCGUUCAGCUGUAGUAAAUUGGAUAAAUCAUUUGGCAGUUCAAUUAUGAAGUAAAAUUUUGCUGUGUCAUAAGCAAAGGGUGGUGAUACACGUUUGGGUGCUGCUUUCAUGUGAAAUCAGGAAAUCAAGCAAUGGAAAAAUGGCCAAGUUUGAGGAGUGUCCAUCCCUACAACCCACUGUACCCUCAUUUGCUCCAAUGCCAGCACAACAGCCCGAGCUGUGUCCCCACCUCUGCUUCUUUAAUUCCACCAGUCCUAUGGGGUUACAGAUCAAACCUGAGUUAGCUGAAAUAAGGCCAAGUUGAAUCAGUUUUUAUUUGCCAAAUACAUAUUCACACAUAAGUUCUGGCAGCACUGGUGCUCUGGGUUGGCUCUGAAAUCCAGUUUGCAGCACCCAGAGCAGGUAGGGGCAGGUUUUCUGUGCACUGACUGCUCCCACCUGGGAAGGGCAGCACAGCAUGUGUCUGGCAUGUCAUACAGAAAAUAAGGCUGUGAAUUCUUUACUUACUAAAAAUGCCUUUUCUGAUUACAGGAAUUCUAAAACUACAGUUGUCUUUGCCUUGGACUUUUCUGUCUCAUAGAGUAGGGAACCUACCACAACAUUUUUACACAUCCUCAGUCUUAUUUCCUGCCCUGUGGGAAUACAAAGCUUAACAUUCUGGGGUUUUAGUGAUGCAGCCCUUAUCUUACAACAUUUUCUCAGUUUUUUGGUUUGUUUUUUUUAAUGUGGUAUUCCUUCAUCACCUUUAAUGCAUUUCUGGUUUUUAUGUCCUUGCUUCAGUUACCUUUAUUUUCAUAUUACAACAAUAGUGCCUGUUCAGUGGAUGCAAACAACCUCUCCCUGCUGUGCUGUGAUUGCCUUAUUCUGGAUGCUUUCCUGAUGCAGAGAUAAGAAUCAGAUUGGGUCAUUUUAAGCAUCUUGGUAGUUUUCAGCUCUGAAAUGCAGCCCAAGAUGUGCCAUUUGUGGUCUCAGGCUUUGGGGUGGUGGGUGAGUGUGCAAACACACACAUCCAGCCACGUUUGGGGUGUUGUUUUUAGGAGUCACAAUUCCCUCUUUGCUGUGUGUCUCCUGUGCUAAUGGUACUACAAAUAAUGUGAAUCUUUAAUUCCCCUUAAAAAGGGAGAAGAUGUAUUUCUAAUAUCAAAACCAACCAUGUAAUCAUCUUUAAUACUCUCCUUUAAUGACCCCUUUGGGAUGCACUUCUAAUUUUACAGAAUCUGAUUUGAAAUCCCUUCCCAUUGUGGUAAUUUUUCUCUAAAAUCUGUAGGAUUAAAUGAUCAAACAUACUAAAAUGUUGAAAAAUUCUCUUUUCUGUUGGUGUGCAGGACUUGAAGUCUCUGAGAGCAAACUUGGGUCUGCUUGUAACUAACAUGAGAUAAAAAGAGCAAUUUUCAAAAGCAAGUGGCUGCAGGAUUCCCAGGGAAGUUAAACAAACUAUCCAUGUGUAAGAUUCUCCUUCUCACUUGGGCCUGAGUCCUUGUGGGGUCUCUUUUGCUACAGUAAAACCCCCUUCACGUGUGUGGUGCCCUUUGAGAAAGGAAACCCACUCCUGGAGCUCUGCUGGGAUGGUGUCACUCCAGUGGGACAGGGUGGAUGACUUAAUAGCUUGAUUAAUUCUCAGAGUUAUGCACCAUAACAAGAUUUCCUGCUGCUUUGUCAGGGCUCUAAAAUACUGUGAUUUAUAAUUCUUCUAAGGCAAUGAGUUGGUGUUUUCAAGAUGUUCAGCAGGAAGGCAGAAAUGUGAAUUAAUCCAGCAUUCCAUGUAGUGUUAGAGCUCAUUUUCCUGUUUCCUUAUUGACUCUUCCUCAUAUUUGCUUGGACAGUAACUGCAGAUCAAUGAACCAGGACAGAACAUGUUCUCUAUGCACAGUGUAUUAGAUUUAGGAACAUUAAGUUUACUGAAACACUCUUGAUUCAAAAUGUUGGCACUGCAGUAGAAGAAAACUUUGCUGUGAUUUCUCCCCUUGGUAUUUCAUACAUUUUCCACAUAAAAAUGAAGAUUCCCCACGGUGUUUCCCUCUGCUGUAACUCAGUGUUUGUACAAUACCUGCACUUGUUCUUUAAGGCAAAACUUUAGUGCAAGACAUUGCUCUUCUUCCUCCAGAACAGUGAAAUUUAAAGCACAAACAGGCCUGUUGCUAUUUGAGCAGAGAAAAUAUGUACAAUGCAAGAGCUGGCAAAUGUGAGUAUCCCCAGUGCAUAUACAGUGUACAGUGAGAUCCAUAUUAUCUGUGUCUAUGUGUAUAUAUAUAUAUAUAGUGUAUUGUAUAAUGUAAUAAUAGUGUGUGUAUAUACUCCACAUGUCCACAUGCUCUGUCCAGGGUAUAGUUCUUUGUGCUGUACAUAAACUGUGUAUAUACAAUGAAUAUGUGGAAUAUGCAGAUAUAUUCUACAUAUUGAAGCUGUGUGUGUGUGUGGAUUCUGUAACCAGAGAUGGGUACAGAAAUGGAAUUUGUACAGAAACACAGAUUAGCUCAUGGCUCUGAGAAUUUCAAAGUUCUGGUGAAAGAAAGAAAGGAAAAAAAAAAA
Neopelma chrysocephalum (saffron-crested tyrant-manakin) is the source of this 6103-nucleotide messenger RNA. It is a transcript of the gene EPS15L1, whose product is annotated as epidermal growth factor receptor pathway substrate 15 like 1. Gene Ontology annotation, biological process: endocytosis; endosomal transport. Bases 92 to 2890 code for a protein of 932 amino acids. NCBI's taxonomy places the organism in Eukaryota, Metazoa, Chordata, Aves, Passeriformes, Pipridae. Gene Ontology annotation, molecular function: cadherin binding; calcium ion binding. The record is from RefSeq and is a predicted model, not a curated record. Gene Ontology annotation, cellular component: cytoplasm; clathrin coat of coated pit; plasma membrane. The transcript is spliced from 25 exons.